This is a messenger RNA of Synchiropus splendidus (mandarinfish), 1050 nucleotides long. RefSeq names its product N-acyl-aromatic-L-amino acid amidohydrolase (carboxylate-forming) B-like. Gene Ontology annotation, molecular function: aminoacylase activity; hydrolase activity, acting on ester bonds. Lineage: Eukaryota; Metazoa; Chordata; Actinopteri; Syngnathiformes; Callionymidae. The transcript has 7 exons. The coding region runs from base 37 to 1050 and encodes 337 amino acids. The record is from RefSeq and is a predicted model, not a curated record.
CACUCCUGAAAUUCUGAAAUACUCUGUGUCAGUCAGAUGGAAGUGGAGGAAGUGGUGCAUUUACCGAGGCUGGCCAGGGUGGCUGUUUGUGGUGGUACCCAUGGCAACGAGCUGUCUGGGGUGUACCUGGUGAGGGAACUGCUGAAAGAGAAGAAGGAAAAUGAGUUACUGUCAGUGCAGAUGGUGCUGUCGAACCCACGAGCCAUGCUGCAGUGCCGCAGAUACCUCGACACCGACCUGAACCGCUGCUUCACCCAAGCCGUCCUGAAUGGUCCAAUAGCACAUAAGGCACCCUAUGAGAUCGUCCGGUCCAGAGAGCUGAACGCCAUUCUUGGUCCUAAAGGGAGUCCAGCGGCCAUGGAUCUGGUCUGCGAUCUUCACAACACGACUUCUAACAUGGGGCUGUGCCUGAUUUGCUACUCAGACUCUGAUUGGAUCUGUCUCCACAUUUUCAAACACUUGCAGAAGCAGAUGCCGGACAUCCCAGUGAGGUACAUCCAUUUUGAUGUGUCACAUAAAGAGUCCUAUUCUUUAGAUUCAGUAGGAAAACAUGGCUUUGCCAUGGAGGUUGGACCUCAGCCUCAUGGUGUGGUCAGGUCAAACAUCUACACAGCCAUGAAAGUUGGAGUCCGACACAUGCUUGACUGGGUGCGUUGCUACAACUCAGGAACUGUUUUUGAAGGCGGGUCAGUUGAUGUAUUCACUAUAGUGCGACACAUCGACUACCCAAGAGAUUGUGAGACGUGCAACAUCACAGCAGCGAUUCAUCCGGAGCUCCAGGACCGGGACUUUUGCCUCCUGAAGCCUGACGACCCCCUCUUCCAGGCCUUCUCAGGUGAAACCCUGAGCUACAAAGGGACUGAAUCUCUUUAUCCCUUCUUCAUCAAUGAAUGUGCAUAUUAUGAGAAGGGCAUAGCUCUCUCCCUGGCCAGAAAGAGGUGUGUGGUGAUCCCCCCACUGCAGGUGCAGCAGCAGGAGCAACAUACCAAACAACAUUUUGCUUCUGAAAAAAGAGGAGAGGAGCAGUGGGAGGAGGAGGAGGUUGCGUGA